GAGGGGGCGUGUGCUGACGUAACGACAGGGAGGCGCAGGUGACCUUCUCUCUGUUGUGUGUGUGUAAGAUCUCCUUCAUAGUGUAGUGUCACUUCCCUCAGAACAGUGUCCUUGCUGCUAGAGGGAAGUUCACCCGAGACCACACAGGAGACCUCUAACACCGGCCAUCAAGGACACCGAGCAGACCAGCCUCCGUCUUUCUCACCUUGAGUCGCGUGACCUGCGCGCGGACCACGCUAAUUUCAUCUGAUCCUGGGAUUUUACUGAAACAGAACCGAACCUUACCGGUCUCGAGUCAGACCUCGUGGGAAGCGGUGCGGUGUGUGUAAGCGCGUGCAUGUGUUUGUGUGUGUGUACGAGACGGUGCUCUCCAGGAUCUCGUGCUCUCGCAUGAUGUACACAAUCACCCGAGGCCCGAGCAAACUCGUUACACAACGCAGAACAGGUCCCACGCAGCAGCAGAUCGACAGCAAAACCACCGACCUGAAGCACAAACGCAGCCACUGGCUGGAGUCCAACUCGCCCGCUCCGAAAAUCGUAUUCCAGCGUCUGAACACAAAGCGCUUUCUCAGAUCCACGUCGCCAAAGGAGGAGGACACGGCUGAAGGCUUCACGCCGGCACACGAGGAGAACGUGCGAUUCGUCUACGAAGCGUGGCAGGAGGUGGAACAGAAACUCUGUGAAGGAGCUCAGCCAGAGAACGGGAACGGCCCAGUGCAGUACGCCGAGAGGAAUCCCAGCCCCAGCAUGAAGAACUUUGUGCCUAUCGAUCUGGAGGAGUGGUGGGCACAGCGCUUCCUGGCCACCAUCGCUAACCCGUCGUGACAGGUGUAGAACAUGGAGUUGGUCUGCGUCAUGGAGGAUGGAUGUGUGUGGUUUUGGGUGGUGUGGGGGUUCGGGCGGGGGUCCAGGCUGAUACUCUAGGUGAGCCCAGGGGGUGUGUUUAGAGUUCAAGAAGCCAGACUGCACUACAAACACACACAUACACACACAGGUGCACAAUAGACAGAGAUGUGAGAUUUUCAUUCUGCUGCUCUAACUUUUGUGAGACUGCAGUGUGCUGGAAUGUGUGUGUGUUUUUUUUUUUUUGGCUGGUCUUUGCAUUAAAAAAAAUAAAGUAAAUUGUAUUUCAAA
This is a messenger RNA of Silurus meridionalis, 1134 nucleotides long. It is a transcript of the gene mcrip2, whose product is annotated as MAPK regulated corepressor interacting protein 2. The record is from RefSeq and is a predicted model, not a curated record. The transcript is spliced from 5 exons. Lineage: Eukaryota; Metazoa; Chordata; Actinopteri; Siluriformes; Siluridae. The coding region runs from base 391 to 825 and encodes 144 amino acids.